This is a messenger RNA of Perognathus longimembris pacificus (Pacific pocket mouse), 1929 nucleotides long. It is a transcript of the gene Ubash3a, whose product is annotated as ubiquitin associated and SH3 domain containing A. Gene Ontology annotation, cellular component: cytoplasm. NCBI's taxonomy places the organism in Eukaryota, Metazoa, Chordata, Mammalia, Rodentia, Heteromyidae. Bases 1 to 1929 code for a protein of 642 amino acids. The transcript has 14 exons. Gene Ontology annotation, molecular function: protein binding. Gene Ontology annotation, biological process: negative regulation of T cell receptor signaling pathway. The record is from RefSeq and is a predicted model, not a curated record.
AUGGCAGCCGGGGACACGCAGCUCUACGCCAAGGUCUCCAGCAGGCUCAAGGGCCGCAGCCCCCCCUCGCUCCUGGACCCCCUCCUGGCCAUGGGCUUCCCCGUGCACCACCGCGUGAGUACCUCCCCGCUCAAGGCGCUGGCCGCCACGGGGAGGAAGACGGUGGACCAGGCCUCCGCGUGGCUGCACGCCCACCGCCAGGACCCCUCCCUGGACGACCCCAUCCCCCAGGAGUACGCCCUCUUCCUCUGCCCCACGGGGCCGCUGCUGGAGAAGCUGCAGGCGUUCUGGAGAGCCAGCCAGCGCCAGUGCGCCCGCAACCGAGCCCACGAGGUCUUCCCCCACGUCACCCUCUGCGACUUCUUCACGUGUGAGGACCAGAAGGUGGAGCUCCUGUACGAGGCUCUGAGGAGAGCGGGGGACAGGGUGGUGGGGUGCUUCCCCCCCGCCGUGCCCCUGGCCCUCCACUCCUCCGCCAGCUUCCUGGGCUUCUUCAUCGGCGACAGCCCCGCGGCCGCGCUGCUGCGGGAGUUCGCGGCGGAGUUCGCGGCCGAGGCGCGCGUCCUGGCAGACUGCACGGUGAAGCCCUGCACCAAGCAGCUGCACCUGACCUUGGCCCACAAGUUCUACCCUCACCACCAGAAGACCCUGGAGCAGCUGGCCAGAGCCAUCGAGCCGGGCCUCGGCUGCCAGUGGACAGCAGCCUUGUACUCGCGGGACAUGCGCUUUGUGCACUACCAGACCCUGAGGGCCCUGUUCCAGUACCGGCCCCAGAACGAGGACGAGCUGCGGCUCAGCCCCGGCGACCUGGUCUUCGUGGACCCCACGCGGCAGGCCGCCGCCAGCGAGGGCUGGGCCUUCGGGACCUCGGCGCGGACGGGCCGCCGCGGCUUCCUGCCCGAGAACUACACGGAGAGGGCCAGCGAGGCCGACGGCUGGGUCAGGCACAGGACGUACACCUUCAGUGUCGCCACGGGCCUCAACUCCAGGAAGGACGGGGACGCCGGCGGCGGGAGAAACGGGGACUCGCGCCCCCCAUCGGCGUCCCGGAGCCUAGGCAGCGCGCAGGCUUUGCAGGCCGCCAUCUUGAGGAGGAGCGUGCUGGUGGUUCGCCACGGGGAGCGAGUGGACCAGAUCUUCGGGAAGUCCUGGCUGCAGCAGUGCUCCACACUGGACGGAAGGUACCACAGGCCAGACCUGAACUUCCCUCCGAGCCUGCCCCGGCGGAGCAGCGGUGUCCAAGGCUUUGAAAAUGAUCCACCGUUAUCGUCUUGCGGAAUUUUCCAGGCCAGACUCGCAGGGGACGCCCUUCUGGACAGCGGCCUCAGGGUCACCGCCGUCUUCGCCUCCCCGGCCCUGCGCUGUGUGCAGACGGCCCAGCACAUCCUGGAAGAGCUCACGCCGGAGGCCGCGCUGCAGAUUAGAGUGGAGCCCGGAGUCUCUGAGUGGACCGAGUGGGAGGCCAGCGGAGCCACCCCGACCUUCAUGACCCCGGAGGAGCUGAGGGACGCGAGCUUCAGGGUCGACGCGGACUACAGGCCCGCGGUCCCCAGCAGCUCCCUGGCGCCGGCCGAGAGCUACGAGGAGUACGUGCGCCGGUGCACCGUGAGCAUGGGCAGGAUCUCGGCUGCCUGCCCGCCGGACGGGGGCGUCGUCCUGGUUGUCGGUCAUGGCUCGUCGCUGGACGCCUGCGCCAGGCCGCUCCUCGGGCUGCCGCCCCGGGAGUACAGGGACUUUGCCCAGCUGGUCAGAAAGGUCCCCGCUCUGGGAAUGUGCUUCUGUGAAGAAAACCAGGAGCAGGGGCGGUGGGAGCUGGCGGAGCCCCCGGUGGCGGCGCUGACCCACGGGGCCAACCCCGCCUUCAGCCGGAGGAGCUGGGUGCCGGGCCCUGGAGGUGAAGGGGCGACCUCCGUGCGACCUCGCCCGUGA